AUGAUGAAAAACCUCUCAUCCAAAAUUAUAGCAAGUUUGCUCUUGUUGAGUUUGGUUGUUCUCUUUACAUUUGUUUCAUCAACAAAUGCCAAGAAGAGCGAAUCAUCCUUGUCAACUCAACUCGCCUCUGCUUUUAAACUUGAAAAGAAGCAAAGAAAGAAGACAAGAACAUCAAAGAGAAGACCAGUUAGUAAACGUCUUUUGAAGAAGAGACGUCAACUCUGUCGUAGAAUUAGACUUGUCAAGAAGCAAAUUAAAAAACUCACAUUCAAGAUUGCUAAAGCCUCUGAUAGAGCCAUGACCAAGAUUGUUAGAAAGAUCAAGGUUAGAAAACUCUUGCUCCGUGCUUUGAGAAGAAAGCUCAGAUCACUCAAGAGAAAGAUUCAAAGAAAGCAAAGAAAGGUCAAGAAAUCUCAAAAGAAGAAUCGUCGUUUGACUUCUACCUUGAGAAAGCUCAAGAGAAAGGUCCUUAGAUUGGCCAGAAAGCAACAACAAAAGAGAAGAUCACCAAGAAGAAGACCAAGAAUUAUCAUCCUUGCAUUCAAUCGUGCUCAAUUCUUCAACAAAUUGGUGAGAAAUAGCAAACAUCGUUUCUAUGGAAAGAGAGGAUUCAGAAAGUAUGCUCGUUUGUUGAGUUUACUCAAAUUGGUCAGAGCUAAGAAGGCUGCUUUGACAAAGAAGAGAAACUUCUACGCAAAGAAGGAAAAGAGAAUUGUCUCCUUGUUGAGAAAAUUAAAACAAAGAUGGUCUGUUGGAAGAAGUAGAAGAUCAUCAAAGAGAACCAAGAUUACAAGAAUUGUCUUGAGAAAUGUUGACUCAAAGAAGAAGGUUAAACUCGUCAUUCCAAAGAGAUUGAAGAAGAAGGUUAAGAAGAUUGUUGUUUAUAGUGUUAAACAAUAAAUAUUUAAUUUGAAUUUCCUU
Messenger RNA from Naegleria gruberi, 921 nucleotides. RefSeq lists its product as uncharacterized. The record is from RefSeq and is a predicted model, not a curated record. NCBI's taxonomy places the organism in Eukaryota, Heterolobosea, Eutetramitea, Acrasida, Naegleriidae. The transcript has a single exon. The coding region runs from base 1 to 900 and encodes 299 amino acids.